This is a messenger RNA of Striga asiatica, 333 nucleotides long. Lineage: Eukaryota; Viridiplantae; Streptophyta; Magnoliopsida; Lamiales; Orobanchaceae. The record is from the annotation of a GenBank genome assembly.
AUGAGUAGGAAAAUGUUUCAGGUCAUUCAGAUCAAUGACUAUCAAGCGACGGUGAAAGCGAAAUUCUCCAGGGAAGAGGACCUAAUCGCGGUACUAGUGUUCCGUCAGAUGAAAGUAAGCGAAGUCAUAUACAUGUUGAACAAAAUAGACCCAGAAGUUCCACGCGAUAUAACGGCGACUUUGAAAGCAUACUUGAAUGGCCCAUACCCUACAUAUAAGCAUGUUCCCGGCCCGACAAAAGAUGCACUAUGGAAGAAAUUCAAUAUGAAAACCAACAACGAGGGAGAGCCAGAAAAAUUGAGGACACCCAAAAUCGAAAAUUCAAAUGGCUAA